Molecule: messenger RNA, 2700 nt
Organism: Linderina pennispora
Lineage: Eukaryota; Fungi; Kickxellomycota; Kickxellomycetes; Kickxellales; Kickxellaceae
Exons: 1
Coding region: 1-2700 (899 amino acids)
Source: RefSeq, a predicted model, not a curated record
AUGUCGUCGCUGCUCAAGAGUCCGGCGGCACGGCGCUUGAUCGCGCGCGCAGCACCCCGAGCCCUGACCACAGUGCUGCGAUCCACGGCCCCCACACCACGGCUUCUCCACAGACCACAGGUUCUCGACAUCCGGCGACAAUACACGACUCUACCGGCCACACCACUUACGCGGGCGCAGGCACUGGAGCAGCUACACAGCAGUGACAUCAAGCAAGCGUACAAAUUGGCGCGGCACCUGCGCGACACCAAUCAGCUCGUGGACAUGCGGGGAGAGCCAGUGCGCAAUGUGAUCCAGGACACGCAGCUGGUUCAACUGCUAACCAGGACAAUUGCGCAGCAGGCGCUGUGGGAGGACGUGCUGGAUAGCCUUGAUCUGAUUCUGGCGGUUAGGCCGCAAAAACAGCACACAGACAGACGGCUAUCAGACACCGGAUAUGCGAGCGAGCAGGCAGAUGCGGAGGCCCUGGAGGCGGUUCUGGAGGCAGUGUUGUCGCGGCAGUUUGCGGUUUCGGCGGAUCGCGAGUUGGCGGGGCUGACGGCGCUGCAGGUGUUUGCUGACUGCGGACUAGACCAGGGGUGGUUGAGGCUGCGGAUCCGCGCCUUGGGAUUUGCGUCCAGUGCGCGCGGAUUGCGGGAGGCUGUGGGGAACGCAGGAGAGCUUGGGAAGGAAGACAGAUUUGAGCUGGCGGUGGCGUAUGCGCGGUGCCUGGACUACGACCGGGCGGUGGAGACACUGCGGGGCGUCACGGGUCUGGACAAUGCGCAGCAGAUCGAGGCCCAGGCAGCGCUGAGCCUGUGCCUGGCGGAGACAGCGCGGGUCGACGAGGCUAUGGCAGCGUGGAAGGCCACAGAAAGCAACGAUGCUGUGUGGGCGGAUCAGGCGGGACGCAUGGAGACGGGCUUCCACGUGCAGAUGCAGCUGCUGGCGGCCGGUAUGCGCUCGGUGGUGCCGCGGCUGCCGUUCACGCAAAACCUGCACACACGGGCGUCGCGUGCGCACAGCUCCAAGUAUGCGCCGGGGCUGGCGGAUCACUUGCUGCAGGAGUUCAGCUCUCUGCGGGAGCGCAUGAAGCAGACACUGCACAGCAGGCAGUGGCAGAAUGCGGGGCUGGCGCGCAGGCUGUUUGACGUAGAGUGCCUGGCACAUGUGCUUGCAACGACUGCCGGCCAGCCAGUGGUCGACAGCAUGGGGUCGCUGUCCAAGCGGCUGCACAAGCACCUGGCAGCGGGCCAGACUGUGCGGCCGCUGCGCGGGUUUCUGUGGGCGGUUUUGUUGGCACCGCAGAUGUCGCAGCAGCGCAAGCUGGCGGUGGUACGGGCGGAGAUUGCAUAUGCGAGGAGGCACGGCCACCUGCUGUCGGUGGCCGAGCUGGAGCCGGCGCUGCUGGCGCUGCUGCCCGAGUCAGUGUGGAAGACUGCCAGACGCGGCAAUUUCCGCGACGCAUCGGCGUUUGUGCCUGCAGACGGGUUCCUGCAGCGGCCCUCGCACUACAGCAUGCAUCCGUGCGCCGACGAGCUGCUGGAGUUGGCCAGGCAGAGCACGCGGCAAGCCGAGUCGGACAGUCGGCUGGCGCCUGUGUGUGCGUGGAUUGCGGUGCUGCGCGGGCGGCCGCAGACAGCGAUGGCGGAGCUUGAGGCGGCGGUGGAAGGCUCCGGUGUGUGCAUAAUGCCCGGAUCCCUGGCCCUGGUCAGUGCGCGGUCCCAGACGUUUUUCGAGCACAUGUUUUGCGUCAUGUCGAUGUUCCGGCGUGGCGCCGACACCGCACUGCAGAAGCUCGUGCCUCUGCUGCUGACUCAGCAACCCACGGUCCCGAUAACGCCGCGGGUGGCUGCCAGCAUCCUGUACUGCUGCGUAACGAGCCGCAACCGGGCGCUGGCAUUGGAUAUCGCCAGGCAGCUAGACCAGCAGUCGCCGCGUAUCCAGGAGCUGCUGAUGCGCGUGCAUUUCGCGACCGGCCAGCUGCGCGAGGCUCUGGCGGUGUUCCAGGAGCUCAACUACGGCGGCCGUACACAGCCGAGCGAGGCGUCGUUCGCGCUGAUCGUUCGCUAUAUGGGUGCACAGCGCGCGUCGGCAGUGGGAGCCGAGCACGCGUUCUCCGUGUGUCUGCAGACUCUGCAUUUGCAGGGCCGUGUGUCGUCGGCCGUGUGGGCGCAGUGGCAGCAGGCCAGUAAGGAAGGCGGCCGUGUGCAGAACAUGUUUGAGCCGGAAGGUGAGCCGGUCGGAGCGGCGCUGGAGCGCGUGGGUGUAGAGCGCCGGGACGCCGGGGCGCUGGCGAGCCGCCGGUAUAUGCGCGACUGGGAGUUUGUGCUGGUGCUGGAGCUGGUGGGUGCCUAUGUGAAUGCAGGCGGGUACGCGCGCAGCCUGCAGUGGGAGCAGUGGCUGCUGGAGGCGCUGCGGACGCCCAAGUUCCGUCUGAAGCCGGAUCUGAUUGCCCGCAUCGCCUUUGUGCAGCGGCUGCACCUGAAGCGCCAGAGCUGGGACGGCAUGCAGAUGUGCCUGGACUACAUCGUGGCCAUCGAUCGCAAUCUGCCCACCGGCCUGUUCCGCAAGACCUCCAUGUUCCUGAACCAGCUGCCGGUGCUCAAGCAGCUGGCCAAGCAGAUCGCCAGCGACCCUGCAUUGGAGCUGCGCGUGAAGGAGCACCUGGAGCAGCAGCAGGCCGCAUACAUCGUUACGCACAUCCAAAGGUUCAAGUAG